Pezoporus flaviventris is the source of this 2120-nucleotide messenger RNA. RefSeq names its product S-phase kinase associated protein 2 (gene SKP2). Gene Ontology annotation, cellular component: SCF ubiquitin ligase complex. NCBI's taxonomy places the organism in Eukaryota, Metazoa, Chordata, Aves, Psittaciformes, Psittacidae. Gene Ontology annotation, biological process: SCF-dependent proteasomal ubiquitin-dependent protein catabolic process. The record is from RefSeq and is a predicted model, not a curated record. The coding region runs from base 1 to 1767 and encodes 588 amino acids. Gene Ontology annotation, molecular function: protein binding. The transcript is spliced from 10 exons.
AUGUUCAGGUGCCCCGAGUGCGUGCGGCCUCGGCAGCGGGGGGCUGUGGGGGAGCGGGCCGCGCUCUGCCCGCUGGCGCACGGGAUGCGAGGGAGCGGGGGAGCUCAGGUUCACGAGCGUUCGCGGGGCGCGGAGCGUCGCGUUCCUCCCGCGCGUUCGCGGCGGGAACUGAUGUGUGGUGCCUGGGUGCGAGCCGUUCAUGGGGCCGUGGUUGCGGGUCUCCCGGAAUGCCCCCCUCCCGCCUCCGUGCAGCACGCGGGGGUGGCGGCGCUCUCGUUGACCGUGGAGCGCUGGCGGGAUGGGGUAGAGCGGAGUAUCCCGCGCUCCCCCUCCACGGUCCCUUCGUCCUCGGCCCUUCGUCGAGUGCCCCCGGCUGCGCUGAAUUUCCGCAGCACGGUCUGUGGGAGAACUGACGGCUCAGCGGACCCAGCGCUCGUAAUAUUAGGGACGUGGGGUCAGUGUGACCGUGAAGUGGUUCUGUGCAUACGCGGUGCCUUCAGAGCCUGUCUCUGCAGAAAACACCUCAAAGAUAUCUUAUCUUCCAGCCGCAAUGUGUCCAGCAACAAUGUGUCCACCAGCUUUUUGUGGGGCUUGGACUGCGACGCCAGCAGGACCUCGGAGCUUCUGGGAGUGUCUGUCCUUAAGAAGGAGAAGGUGGACGAUGAAAACACUGUAGAAGAUGCGCAGGGGGCAUCAUCCUGUUCUCACAAACGGCAGAAGAUGAAGGAGAGGGACUUUGUCAUUGUGCGCCGGCCUCGGCUGCUCCGCGAUUCAGGUGCUUCUUGGGAUACACUUCCAGAUGAAUUGCUUUUGGCCAUCUUUGCAUAUUUGCCCCUAAGUGACUUGAUAAGAGUUUCUGUUGUUUGCAAGAGGUGGCAUCGUCUUUCGUUUGAUGAAUCUCUCUGGCAGACUCUUGAUCUGGCUGGUAAAAUUUUGUUGCCAGGGGUGGUUGGACAGUUGCUGCCUGCAGGUGUUACUGUAUUCCGCUGCCCACGAUCUUCUAUUGGGAGCCCAUUGUUCAAAACAAGCAAACCUCUCAAACUUCAAUGUAUGGAUUUGUCGAACUGUACAAUGUCUGUUGCAAGUCUCCAGAGUAUUCUUAGUCUGUGUGAAAAGCUGCAGAACCUCAGCUUGGAGGGGCUAGUGCUUUCUGAUGACAUCAUCGAAUAUAUUGCUCAGAAUCCCAGUUUGGUGCGACUAAAUCUCUCUGGGUGCUCAGGGUUUGCUGUAGAACCCUUGAAGCUGAUGUUGAGCAGCUGUUCUAUGUUGGAUGAGCUGAACUUGUCCUGGUGUAACUUCACAGAUGCCCAUGUCAAAGCAGCAGUCAACCAUAUUACUUCAAAAGUAACCCAAUUAAACUUAAGUGGAUACAGACAGAAUCUACAAAUUCAAGAUGUUCAGACACUGGUGGAAAGAUGUCCUUUACUUGUCCAUUUAGAUCUAAGUGACAGCGUGAUGUUAAACCCUGAGUGUUUCAAGUAUUUCCAUAAACUCAGCUAUCUACAGCAUCUGUGUCUUAGCCGAUGUUAUCAGAUAUCCCCUGCUGACUUAGCGGAACUUGGUGGAAUUCCAACAUUAAAGACUCUUCAGGUAUUUGGAAUCGUGACUGAUGGCUCCCUAGACGUCCUCAAGGAAUCUCUUCCUGACGUAGAGAUCAAUUGUUCAUACUUUACAAGUAUCGCAAGGCCAACUGUUGGUAGGAAAAGGAGCCAUGAGAUUUGGGGCAUCAAAUGCAAAUUGGCACUGAGAAAUUUUAGUGGCUUAUGAUCAUGUACAAUGCCCUGGAUGCAAUAAACAUACUGUGUGUAGUGAAGCUCCUUAAGAACCAGAAUGCUGGAGCACUUUCAGUGAUAGUAUUGUUAUUGUAAAACGCAUUCUGACUUGAUCUUGUGCCUUAAUGUAGUUUCAUAAAUAUUCUCACAGUAUUUUUUUACUGACAGCCUUUAGAAACCUGAUAAUGUGGGAGCGAUUGUGGACUUCUUUUUUUCUGUAACUGGGGAUAUUUUUUCAGAAGUACUGUGAAACAGCUGUUGUAAUCAAACAGUGCCAGCCUCUAGCGACUGUUGCAUGUUCUGAUGCAGCUUUUGGUGCUUUGUGGUGUUCUAAAGGUGCUUCUGGUU